AACUCUGAAAUGUUUAAUAUGACAUGAGUCAAGGUGUGUUUAUAUUGGAUAGUUCUAAUAUUUUGCCCAAACAAACCAAAAUGUUCAAGUUAGCCUUAAACUGUUAGCCUGAUCAAUCAAAACUCAUGAAUGUCAAAUAUUACAAGAGUUAUGGGGCAUUUCUAUUGGACGGUUCUAAUGUUUUGGAUUAAAUUACCCAGUUAAGAGUCUAUCAAGAUCAAUUAGAGCUCAAAAAUGUUCAAUAUGACAGGAGUUAAUGUUUCUAUUGGAUAUUUAUUUUGGAUAGUUAUAAUAUUUUGGCUUAACUGAACCCAAAUGGUUUAGUUAAGAGUUACAUAGAUCAAUCAAAACUCAAGUGUAUUACAAGAUUAAUACAAGAGUAUUACAAGUCAUAGUUUUGGUGUAAACUGUCAAUUUACCAUAUCCAGAUUAAUAAUAACUAAAAAAUGUCCAAAUGUCCAACUGAUGUUUUUAUUCUUCAGGCUGAAAAUCUCUGCUCAGUUUCCCUUUCUCCAUAAUUACCUAUGUUUCCUCUAUAUUCUACUUGACUUUUGUCUUAAACAAUACGGUUAAGUGUUAGCCAGAUCAAUUCAAACUUAAAAAUGUUCAAUUUGUGUUAGACGAAUCAAGUCAAAAUGCCCAAUUUUAGUAGCAGUAGUUUAAAUAAUCCAUUUUCUGUAGCCAGUUAAUUCAAAUUUGUCCAUUCCUUUUUAUUUCUUAGCCAAAUAAAUAAAGAACCUCAAAAAUAUCAAAUAUUACAGGAGUUUAGGGACAUUUAUACUGAUCAGUCCUCUUAUUUUGGUUGAAAUUGAUUGUGGUUACUCUCAGUCAAAUGAGAGAAAAACUCAUAAAACUAAUGUUAUUAAGAUGUAAUGCAGGUUUUUAUUGGACAAGCCUCCUCCUUCCUCUUCCUCCUCCUCUUCCUCCUCCUUUUCUUUAUCCUCCUCUUCUUCAUGCGGUUCUUCAGACUGGAAGCUGCUGUGGCUGCAGGAUGAACAGUAUGAACAGGACGGGUUCUGGUCCGCUGUUUUCCGUACGGAUGGUUAUAGGAAGCGUCGACUCUUAUAAUGGAUUAUUCUGGAUUAUGGAUGAAUGAUCUGGUGGACGCUCUCUCUGGUUGCCAAAUCUCGCUGCAGUUACCCACUUCUUUUCUCUUUUGGAGUGGGGAGUGUUUUGGAAGCUGAUAUGUGGGAUCAAUUUAUGUAUUAUUGUAAAAAGAAAAGGAGGGGAAAGAUGUCGAGUGAAAGGCAGCGGUCAGAUGACGAGAGCCCCAGCACCAGUAGCGGCAGUUCAGAUGCGGAUCAGAGAGACCCGCCGGUACCAGAACCAGAGGAGCAGGAGGAGAGGAAGCAGGCCACGCCCCCUCAGCAGCAGAAGAAACCCACCAAACUGUCCAGCAAAACCACGGCCAAGCUAUCGUCCAGCGCCAAGAGGAUUCAGAAGGAACUGGCUGAGAUAACUCUGGAUCCUCCUCCUAACUGCAGUGCGGGACCCAAAGGAGAUAAUAUUUAUGAAUGGAGAUCCACCAUUCUGGGUCCUCCCGGCUCCGUCUAUGAAGGAGGCGUGUUCUUCUUGGACAUCACCUUCUCCUCAGAUUACCCCUUCAAACCUCCAAAGGUCACAUUUCGCACGCGGAUCUACCACUGCAACAUUAACAGUCAGGGAGUGAUCUGUCUGGACAUCCUGAAGGACAACUGGAGCCCCGCCCUCACCAUCUCCAAGGUCCUGCUGUCCAUCUGCUCCCUGCUGACAGACUGCAACCCCGCGGAUCCUCUGGUUGGGAGUAUAGCCACUCAGUAUUUGACCAACAGAGCGGAACAUGACAGGAUAGCCCGACAGUGGACCAAGAGAUACGCCACAUAAACCCCGGACCCCACCGUCCACCUUUUAGCCCCGCCCCACGACCCCCGACCCCCUUUACAACACCCCCCCCCACCCACUCCUGCAGCCCCACCCAGAUCCAGGAGCAUCCACAACUCCACCACCACGAGCAGCAGCAGAUCUUUAUACCUUCACCGUACGGACAGAGCGGACUCCAGGGGGCGCCGGGGAGAGCCGCCGAGCCGAGCGCUACCGCUGUAGAGUUCUUUUGUAGCUGUAGUUUUAGUUCUGUUUAAAACGCCUCCUCUCGCAAGUCUCGCUUCUUUGGGAUAUUAAAAAAAACAAUAAAAAAACAUAAAAAAAAAGAAAUGUAUUUUGUGAUGUAAUGAGGAAACUGUUCCUAAAGGUCAACCAAAUAUUACGGUGCAUUUUAUCCUAACCCAGUAUCUGUACCCAGUGGAAAAUAAAAACAAAACAAAAACAAAAAAACAACAAAAAACGUGUGUAAAAAAAAAAGACAAAAAAUAGCGUAUAGCUGUAGAAUAUUAGAGAUGGUGUAAUUUCUAUGCGCCCCGGAGCCGUUGUGUGCUUCAUGAUGAUGAUGAUGAUGUCGUAAAUCUGUCCCUCUUUUUGUCACUUUGUAAUGAAGAGAUGAUUGAACGUUUUGUAGCUCAGCUGAAAUGAGCCGCUGAUGUAAUAAUUUCCCCUCAAACACAAUAAAAACGAAACAGUAACCUGAA
Messenger RNA from Astyanax mexicanus (Mexican tetra), 2561 nucleotides. RefSeq names its product ubiquitin-conjugating enzyme E2E 3 (UBC4/5 homolog, yeast) (gene ube2e3). Gene Ontology annotation, molecular function: ubiquitin conjugating enzyme activity. The coding region runs from base 1093 to 1863 and encodes 256 amino acids. The record is from RefSeq and is a predicted model, not a curated record. The transcript has 6 exons. Gene Ontology annotation, biological process: protein polyubiquitination. Gene Ontology annotation, cellular component: nucleus. Lineage: Eukaryota; Metazoa; Chordata; Actinopteri; Characiformes; Acestrorhamphidae.